Messenger RNA from Aspergillus steynii IBT 23096, 1779 nucleotides. Its product is annotated as MFS transporter. Gene Ontology annotation, molecular function: transmembrane transporter activity. The record is from RefSeq and is a predicted model, not a curated record. The transcript is spliced from 3 exons. Gene Ontology annotation, biological process: transmembrane transport. NCBI's taxonomy places the organism in Eukaryota, Fungi, Ascomycota, Eurotiomycetes, Eurotiales, Aspergillaceae. The annotation marks the transcript as partial. Gene Ontology annotation, cellular component: membrane.
AUGACAACUACCUAUAUAACCUACUAACUCCUCUCCCUCCUUAGCUAUUCACAGGUUCGGUUCUUGCACUCUUUCUAGUGUUUCAUUUCGACAAUCCUCAUCUGUACUGGCUCAGACAUGACGUCCACAAUGAGUGUCACUCUACAAAACACGGACUCGAUGUCCAUCGAAUUGGCAUCGAGUCCACCAAAUCUGAAAAACGAAUAUAACAUAGCAAAUGGUAACCGUACCAUUGAAAGCAAUAACUCCGAAACAUCAGUUACGCAAGUAUCAAAUUCAGAAAACGAGACCCCAGAGAUUCACCACAAAGUAUCCAAAGUCAAAGGCAUUGCAGUCAUCAUCACCCUCAGCGGAGUCAGCUUCCUAAACACCAUGGGCUCCGGCAUCCUCAUCGCCGCACUCCCCCAAAUCGCCCGCGACGUCGGCAUCUCCGAAGCCCUGAUUCUCUGGCCAGCAGCGGUCUACGCCCUCGCCGCAGGCUGCCUCCUUCUCAUAUUCGGCGCCAUUGCCGAUGUCGUCGGCGCGAAGCUGAUGUGGGUAACGGGCAGUUUUCUCUAUGUCGCUUUCACGAUCGGGGUCGGAUUCGCCCAAACCAGCCUUCAAAUCAUUCUCUUUCGCACAUUCCUGGGCAUCGCCAUCUCCAUGUGCCUACCCACCGCCGUCAGCCUCAUCACCAACACGUUUCCCCGGGGCACAUGGCGCAACACGGCCUUCGCCAUGAACGGCAUGGGCCAGCCCCUAGGCUACGCCCUGGGCCUGGUCCUCGGCGGAAUCUUCACCGACACCAUCGGCUGGCGAUGGGCUUACUACAUGAUGGCCAUCAUCAACUUCUGCCUCUCCAUGGCGUCCAUCUGGUCCUUGCCGUCGGUGCAUCACCCCUCCCAGAAGACAUGGCAUCGUCGCUUACUCGAGGACAUCGACUGGGUCGGCGCCGUCCUCAUGAGCGCAGCGCUCGGUCUCCUCAUGUAUGUACUCGCGAUGACGAGCUCGUCCUACCAGCGCGUUCGCGACGUCCAGAGCAUCGUCUGUCUCGUCGUCUCCGGCGUCUUGCUUGCUGCUUUCCCGCUGUGGAUGAACUACCAGUCACGGAGGGACCGGCCGGCGUUGAUCCCAAACCGCCUCUGGCGUAAUGCGCCCUUUACUUCGAUCUGUAUCUCGGUGUUUUUCUGCUGGGCUUCGCUGAAUGGGAUUGAGUAUUUUACGACGCUUUACUUCCAACAAGUCCAAGGCCUCUCGGCCCUGCAAAGCUCCAUCCGCUUCCUUCCCCACGUCAUCAUGGGCGUGGCCGUCAACAUCGCAACCGCAUUUCUCAUCUCCCGCGUGAAAGUCCAGACCCUCGCCGUGGGAUCGGCCCUCGUCACCGUCAUCGCCCCGGUCCUGAUGGCCACGGUGAAGGUCGACGAGAAGUUCUGGCUUGCGCCGUUCUGGGCGCUUUUCCUAUCCCCUGUCAAUCCGGACGUCCUCUUCACCGUCUCCAACAUCAUAAUCUCCGACUCCUUCCCGCCCGAAAUCCAAUCCCUCGCCGGCGGCGUCUUCAACGAAGUCUCGCAGUUCGGAAACUCAGUCGGUCUUGCCGUCACGGCGGCCAUCGCGGCUUCGAUCACGGAGCAUACGCAUCUGCAGCCGGGGUUGGGGUCAGCGUCAGCAGACGCGGAGGCGCACAAGUUGGCGCUGAUGGAGGGAUACAGGGGUGCGUUUUGGACGGUGUUUGCUAGCGCCAGCGUCGUCGUGGGGGUCUUGUUCUGGGGACUCAGAGGGGGUGGGUUGGUUGGGAAGAAG